CCUCCUGCCCCCUGCCACUCCGGAGGAUCGCUAGCUCUAGCUGCUCCUGCUGUCUCUAUUUUAAGCACCCUCCAGCUCCUCUCCCCCUAGCUUAGCUCCUCCCUAGGCUGUCUCCAUUGCUGCCCACUAAGCAGCAGCACGAGCGGAACCAGUGCUCCGCGCUGCGAACCGCUCAGGCGAUCGAGCUGCGUGCGCGCGUGUGCGAUCCCGCCGGCGGUGAAGAAGAGCGAUCGAUCGAGAUGAGCUGCAACGGCUGCCGCGUGCUGCGCAAGGGGUGCAGCGACGCCUGCGUGCUCCGGCCCAGCAUCGAGUGGAUCGACGGUGCCCAGCCGCAGGCCAACGCCACCGUCUUCGUCGCCAAGUUCUUCGGCCGCGCAGGACUCGUUGCGUCCCUCGCCGCCGUCCCACUGCAACACCGACCAGCGCUGUUCCGUUCUUUGUUGUACGAGGCGUGCGGGCGGACCAUCAACCCGGUGAGCGGCGCCAUCGGCCUCAUGUGGACGGGCAACUGGGACCUCUGCCAGGCCGUCGCUGACGCCGUCCUCCGCGGCGAGUCCCUCCGCGCGCUCUCCACCAUCCCCGCCGCCUUAACGGACCGCGACAUGGCCGGACUCUACGGCAGCGUCGGCGUCGCCGCUUCCUCCUCCUCCUCGCCCGAGCACUCCUCCACGCCAUCCAAGAAGCGCAAGAACGGCCACGCCUUCAAUGCCAUCGGGGCUGCCCCAGGCUGCCAGCCGCCGGCGGGGCUGCUGCAGUCGUGCGAGCUGGACCUCUGCCUGACGCCGGCGUCGCCGCUGGCAGGAGGGCGACGGGGCUGCGGCGCGUCGGACGAGUCCUCCGCCACGACGACGUGCGAGGAUCAAGCCAGCGGCGACGCGAAGGCCAGGGCGCCGGGGCUGCUGAACCUCUUCAACUGACUGAUCUCUCGUGUCGUGUCGUCCUUCUUCCUUUCUAAGCUUAUAACUGUGCAGAGAGAGUUUACCAGGGUGUGUGGUAAUUAGUUGCAGGAAUCGAUGUUGGUUAAUUAAGCGUUUUUGGAUGCAAAAAUGGUUUUGAAGUGA
Molecule: messenger RNA, 1061 nt
Organism: Phragmites australis (common reed)
Lineage: Eukaryota; Viridiplantae; Streptophyta; Magnoliopsida; Poales; Poaceae
Product: LOB domain-containing protein 37-like
Exons: 2
Coding region: 240-917 (225 amino acids)
Biological process (GO): regulation of gene expression
Source: RefSeq, a predicted model, not a curated record